UGUAAUUUCAUGAAAUAGUCUAAAUAUUUCCAAGUCUUUCAGCCCUCUCUUACGGUCUUGUUCGUAAUAUUCGUUUGAGUUUAUAUAUAGUUGUUAUCAUUUUUAGUCCCUAAAAUCCGAUAGAUUAUAUGACUAUCAUGUAUGUAUCAAAUAAUGAGACAUGGGAUAAUGGUGGGCCAUGUGAUACAAGUUGCAUAACUGUGGAUCAAUCAGCAAUCCAAUUCUGUUAAUAUCUUUUGUGUUUCUCGCACACCCAACCUAACAUCCGAGCCUUCGGUGAAGUGCAACACUACACACCGUCCUUGCUUGUGUAGUAGCCAAUCUGUCCACCAUGGGAAUACCAUUUCUCACACGUCAUUUGUAUCCGUUUGCUGAGGCCGUCAUAUUGGGAAAGUCCCAGGAAGUCCAGCACAAACAAACAGAACAUGUUGAGGCUGUUGUAAUAGAUGGACCAAGUCUUGUUUACCAUGUCUCUACGCGCCUGUUAUCGCUGUCGAAUACUUUCUCUCAGCCAACCUGCGAUGAAGUAAGCUGUGCGGUGAUGGUCUACCUCUUGCAACUGAACAUGCUCGGUGUGAAAAUACAUAAGAUAUGCUUUGAUGGGGCGUUACCUGAUGAGAAACGGGAAACGCGCCUUGCUCGACUGGAGAGGUCAAGAAAAAAACUUGUGACGCUCCGGACCAAUUCACCACAAUGCUUUCAAAAGUCUAGUAGCUCACCCAGGUCUCGCACAAUAAGCCCGAAGAACAUUUUGCAGAGAAGGAGCCUACCGGCAAAAUGUGCUAAUAUUCCCGAAAAUCCCUUUAUCGUUCCUGCGGUCUUCGAAGAUCUCAAAGAUCGAUGGUGCAAGAAGAACAUAAACAGCGUGGUAAAAGACGUUGCAGACCUGGAUACUGCUUCCUUAAGCGAUUUUCCCUGGAGAGAUGCUGUCAUGAUGGUCCCAGGUGAAGCAGAUACAUAUUGCGCCCAUGUUGCUAGGCUCACCGGCUGUGCUAUACUCACUAAUGACUCGGAUCUACUGCUUCAUGACCUUGGGAAACAUGGUUCCGUCGUCCUAAUGGAUUCAAUUGAGCCGUGGACGUGCGAAAUCUCUCGACAUAAGCACACCUUGAUUCGAGCUUUAAGACUGUGUCCAAACCUAGUCGCAAAUCGGCUAGGUCUGACAAGCUUGCUUCCUUUGGCUUACGAGUUGAAAAGUCAUCCGGACACUGGUUUGAAGCAGAUAAUACAGCAAUCAAAGGAUAAAGAAUCCUUCGAACAUAUACCGGGAUAUUGUCACUUUGUGGAAGAAUAUAAAAGCAGACCAAGCCUUUCCCAGGAAAUGCUAUGUGAAAGCUAUCCCCAACACCUUGAUCCAAGAAUAUCAGAGCUAUUCUCAUUGCGUGGGAGAAUUCAGGACUCCUCAGGACAGUUAUACAUGUAUCUCGUCCUUCUGAAUGAGGACCCUGCGCGACAAUGUGCAUGGGCUCAGGGCAAGCUGUAUAGAAGCAUGGCGUAUACCGCUCUCAAUAUAUCUUUCUCUGCUGACGAAAGCUAUGCUUUCGUCGACGAGUAUGUCCGACGAGGAAGUAGAAUUACGACAGACCGCAUACCACUGGGAAAUAGGGAGUGGCUUCUGCUGGAAAUGAGUUCACUAUGUUCACUUUUGGACACAGUACAUCUUCAGUCGCGGCUUGAAAUUGCUUCGCCAGCAUAUUGGAGAAUCCUCGCAUUCUAUAUAAUUCACUAUGAGCAAACCGGUUCUGCUAUCAAUUAUACGGAGCAUUUAAGGCGACUGUUAAUGAUGGGAAACGGUGACAACCUUGAUUGGGCUGAUGUCCAUCUAAUGGCGCAGAUGCAAUCCGUGCUAUAUUCAUUGAGGAUUCUCAGACAAAUCCUUGGAUUUACAGGGUUUACCGACGAUCUGACACUUCGAAUUAGGACUAUAUUGGAUAAUUUGCCCCCCCUCCAUAUUUUGAUGAGGCCUGUACACGAGAUGACUCAGGAAUUUCGCACUGACUGCUCCGUCAGUGACCUUGUAGAUCGGCUGGUUAAGCUCUUGGGAAAUAGCUCAUAUGAAGAAGACUCCCCAGACUACAUGGCCGAGUCGCACACAGGUCGAGAUGAGUCUGCAUCGUCACCCACAGAAGUUAAUGGAUCUGGGGAUGCCCGAGCUAGUCGAUCUACCAGGACGCUAGCUAACAUGUACGAAUUACUUUCAGAGCAAUAAAUUUACAUCCCUAUGUACCGAUACAUCACUAUACAUCGAAUUGUGCUAUAAUGAAGACCAUUCAUUCAUGUUAG
Molecule: messenger RNA, 2283 nt
Organism: Aspergillus piperis CBS 112811
Lineage: Eukaryota; Fungi; Ascomycota; Eurotiomycetes; Eurotiales; Aspergillaceae
Exons: 2
Coding region: 332-2209 (625 amino acids)
Source: RefSeq, a predicted model, not a curated record